Messenger RNA from Colletotrichum spaethianum, 1524 nucleotides. Its product is annotated as tRNA uridine 5-carboxymethylaminomethyl modification enzyme MnmG. Gene Ontology annotation, biological process: cyclic threonylcarbamoyladenosine biosynthetic process. The record is from RefSeq and is a predicted model, not a curated record. Gene Ontology annotation, molecular function: ubiquitin-like modifier activating enzyme activity; tRNA threonylcarbamoyladenosine dehydratase activity. Gene Ontology annotation, cellular component: mitochondrial outer membrane. The transcript is spliced from 3 exons. Lineage: Eukaryota; Fungi; Ascomycota; Sordariomycetes; Glomerellales; Glomerellaceae. Bases 1 to 1524 code for a protein of 507 amino acids.
AUGUCUUCAUUCUUCUCCCGAGCGGCAUCGAGUCCGCAUGCUCAACUCGCUGCCACCGCGGUAUUGUCUGGCGCGACGGUGGCUUGUCUCAUUCUUGGAUACCAAGCGUUCGAAAGAAAAGAGCGUAUUGAAGAUUUGAAGAAGUCUAUCCCGUCAUCUUCUGAAGAAGCUGCAAAGCUCACUACAUUCGGCGCCGCAUCUGCCCCUGUUGACAAGGAGGAUGCUCGCAACCAGGCCCUCGCAAGGAGGGCGCAAGCCGGCGACUUUGACGAGGAACUCAUCCUGGAGCAAUUGGCUCGCAACAGGGUGUUUCUGAAGGAUGAGGGCUUGCAGAAGCUCCGAAAAUCGUUUGUCAUCGUUGUCGGUUGUGGCGGCGUCGGCUCCCACUGUACCGCUGCCCUCGCCCGCUCCGGCGUCUCCAAGAUCCGUCUCAUCGACUUCGACCAGGUUACUCUUAGCUCGCUCAACCGACACGCCGUGGCCACCCUCGCCGACGUCGGUAUCCCAAAGGUCCAAUGUCUUUACCGCCGCCUCAUCGCCAUCGCCCCCUGGGCCAAGUACGAACUCAAGAACCAAAAGUUCGAAGGGUCCGCCGCCGAGGAGCUCCUCGCCCCCUGGGCCGAGGACGGGCAGAAGCCGGACUAUGUUGUCGAUGCAAUCGAUAACAUUGAUACCAAGGUUGCCCUGCUGAAGUACUGCCACGACCACAAGAUUCCUGUUAUCUCUAGCAUGGGAGCCGGAGCCAAAGGCGAUCCUACCCGAGUCAACGUUGGCGAUAUCGGAGCUAGCACAGACGACGGACUAUCAAGAGCUACCCGGAGAAAGUUGAAGCUGCAAGGCGUCACUGGCGGAAUCCCUGUUGUCUACUCAACUGAGGUGGCUGGCGAGGGCAAGGCCGCCCUCCUGCCGCUUUCCGAGGAAGAAUUCAAGAAGGGCACCGUUGGCGAUCUCAGUGUCCUGCCGACUUUCAGAGUGCGAAUCCUUCCUGUCCUUGGCACUAUGCCUGCCGUCUUUGGCUACGUAGUCGCGAAUCACGUCAUUCUCAGCAUCUCCGGUUACCCCCUUGACUACGUCCCGGCGAAGAACCGAGACAAGCUCUACACAGACAUCGUAGCAUUUGUCCAGGGCUCGGAGACAAGAAUUGUUCACCACCGAUACGGCAUCGAAGAGUCCAAGGGCCUCCGCAUCCCUAUUUCUCUUGGUGACGCGGCGUUCCUGACCGAGGAGCUGUGGAAGGGGCGCAGCGCUGUGACCGGGCUCAUUAACAGACUCGUGCUCGUGCGCUGGAGAAGACCCGAGGGCUCGACGAAGCUGCGGAUCGGCGAGGGCGCCGAGGAGCAGAAGUGGUCCAAUAUCCGCUUCCGUGACCUGGUGUGCAUGACCAGAGACGAGGCCCUUCGCCACGAGAAGGAGUACCUCAAGAAGGAUGAUACCAAGUUGGAGGAUCUGUACGAUGCCGAGGUGAUUGCCCGGGUAGAGGAGAGACUGAGGGAGGCGGUCGAGGUUGAGAAGUAUAGACUAUAA